GCUGAAACAGUCAGGCUAGCAACGUGCUCACAGCAAAAACAACGAGAGCGCGAGCGAGACGAAUAUUGUUCGCCAGCAGCGAAAAAAAACGACUCAUAAGUUUUUUUGUGUCGUGAAGUUCCGUUUGGACGUUUAUUUUCUUAACAAUUGAGUGCGCCUUAAUUGUGUUUUCUUCGGUUUAUUUGCAACGCAAACGUUGUUUUUGCGCCAUGCCCAGAGAGACGAGACGAUAACAGAGUCGCCAUAUAGCUAAAUCGAAAAUUGAAAAAAAAAAGAUAUGUAGCUUCAUGAAGAAAGUUGAAACUAAACAAAAAUAUCUUUUGUUCCAAAAUUGUUAAGCAUAAUGCAAAAAUGUAUUAUUCGUAUUGCCAGUAUUGCGUAAAAUGCGCUUGCGUGUGGCCCCAAAAUCGAAUUGAAAGGCAAGAAGGGUAAAGUGAAGUGAGAGCAGAGCAGUGCAGCGCAGCGCAGCGACGCCAGCAGAGCCGCAGCAGCGACGCCAGCAGAUCAGGAGUGGAAGCCGAAACCCUCGAAAGAGUAUACAACAGCCUGGAGUGUCUGUUCUGAGAAAUACUAAAGGAACAAGAACCUAGACGAAAGGACAGCGCCAGGCUCAACCCAACCCCGACGCUCACUAAACGAAGAAACUUCGAUACCACACACAAAAAUCCAUCAUGGAGCUUCGCGUAGGCAACAAGUAUCGCCUGGGCCGCAAGAUCGGCUCGGGGUCGUUCGGUGACAUCUACCUGGGCACAACGAUCAACACCGGCGAGGAAGUGGCCAUCAAAUUGGAGUGCAUCCGCACGAAACACCCGCAGCUGCACAUCGAAUCCAAGUUCUACAAGACGAUGCAAGGCGGCAUUGGAAUACCGCGGAUCAUCUGGUGCGGCAGCGAAGGCGACUACAACGUGAUGGUAAUGGAGCUGCUUGGGCCCUCGUUGGAGGACCUCUUCAAUUUUUGCUCGCGCCGCUUCUCUCUGAAAACGGUGCUGUUGCUGGCAGACCAGAUGAUUUCUCGCAUCGACUAUAUACAUUCGAGGGACUUCAUCCACCGCGACAUUAAGCCCGACAACUUUCUAAUGGGCCUGGGCAAGAAGGGCAACCUGGUGUACAUUAUCGAUUUUGGGCUGGCCAAAAAGUUCCGUGAUGCACGUUCACUGAAGCACAUUCCCUAUCGGGAAAACAAGAACCUCACCGGCACAGCUCGCUACGCCUCGAUUAACACACAUCUCGGUAUCGAGCAGUCGCGACGCGACGACUUGGAGUCGCUAGGCUACGUUCUGAUGUACUUCAACCUGGGAGCUUUGCCCUGGCAGGGCCUGAAAGCCGCCAACAAGCGACAGAAGUACGAGCGCAUCUCCGAGAAAAAGCUCUCCACCUCUAUCGUGGUGCUGUGCAAGGGCUUCCCCAGCGAAUUCGUCAACUAUUUGAACUUCUGCCGCCAAAUGCAUUUCGACCAGCGGCCAGAUUACUGCCACCUGCGUAAGCUAUUCCGGAAUCUGUUCCAUCGUCUGGGAUUCACUUACGACUAUGUGUUUGACUGGAACCUGCUGAAGUUCGGUGGUCCCCGCAACCCCCAGGCCAUUCAGCAGGCACAAGACGGGACCGACGGUCAGGCGGGACACGAUGCCGUGGCUGCGGCAGCGGCGGUGGCCGCGGCGGCCGUUGCCUCCUCGCACCAACAACAGCAGCACAAGAUGAAUGCGGCGCUCGGCGGUGGAGGCAGUGGUGCCCAGCAACAGGUUCAGGGUGGCCAGAGCCUAGCGAUGUUGGGUGGCGUGGGUGGAAACGGCGGCGGAAACGGAAGCCAGCUCAUCGGAGGAAACGGACUCAACAUGGACGACUCGAUGGCGGCCACCAAUUCGUCGAGACCCCCGUACGAUACACCCGAAAGACGUCCUUCGAUACGGAUGCGCCAAGGGGGCGCUGGGGGAGGCGGAGGAGGUGGAGUCGGCGUGGGUGGAAUGCAGGGCGGCGGCGUGGGGAACGCCAAAUAAUAUUUUAUCGUUUAGAUGCGACGCUGGACACGACACAGUAGACAAACAAACAAAACUCAGCAACUAUACAUGUAGAAUAUAUAGUUAUAUAUAUACCUAAUAUAUAUAAUACUUGCUUUAUAUAUGCGGUAAACAUGUUGAAUGUAUCCGAAUCCGAAUCGGCAGGAGGACCAGGUCCCUGUCAGCCAGGAGAAAUCAGAAGAGCAAGGGGAUAGGAGGAGCAGAAGAUGGGGGAGCAGAUCCGAGAGCAAAGCGCAGCGCUUUCCUUUUUGUACAUUUACGUUUUGUUUUUUGACAUUUAGUUUCUGCUCCGCAAUGUUGAAAGGGCGCGUUUAUUAUUAAUUAUGUAGCCUAUGAUUAACUUAAUUUAUACAUUUAGUACAUAAACGAUUGCAACUUGGCUGCAAGAAACGGCAACAAACCUGUUCAAUUGAUUUGAGAAAUAGCAACCCCUUGGAGCGUACGGAAGGAGAAAGAUAUACAGGGUUGGGAGCCAGGAUACGCAAGCAUUUAUUCUGUUUUGCAUUUGAUAACUUCGAUUCUGCCACCUAAAUUCGGGCUAAAGUCAAGGUUAUUGAUUCGAAUCCCCUCCCAACUGAGCAGAGCAAGCAGAUUUACGCAAAAUACAUACCUAUGUUGAAUUAUUCGUAACAAGAUCGUCAACAAACACACACACACACACAUAUUAUAUAUACAUAAUUAAUUGAUUCUAAGUGUAAUAAUUGUGUAAAAGAAACAAAGGACACCCUGGUCGGCAAGUGUCCCUAACCCUAGGCUAGGUAUUAGCGUUAGCAAAACCAAUUCAUACAAGAAUCAUAAGCAAACAACAAACAACCACAUGUAUCUUAAGCUGAAGCUGAUUUCGGGGCGCAAUCGAACGAAACUGAAGUGCAGGUGGAGAUGUCGUUCUUUAGCUUUAAGCAACGCUCCGAGUUUUAAGACCCCCCCUAUGUUACUUUGUACAUCAUAAUGCAGCACACGCGAUCCCCCAAUCUUUGUACUAUACAUACUUUCGUGGUCUGCUUAAUUCGCUUAAUGUGUUCAUAUAUAAUUUCCUUCAUAUUUAAAAAACUUUCUGUAUCUGCGCGCAUUUCUCGAGCGGAAGGGAGAACCCCGGAAGAGAGGCCCUUUUGUUUAUGCAACAAAACCAUGUAACUAAGAUAGAGAGCGUAUAAAUAGCGUUUAGACAUAAACAACAAAUUUGCAUUAACGUUUCGAUUUAAUACAAAGAAGCACCCACAACAGUCGAUGUUAGGCGCUAAAAUUACAUAACGCUAGCUAAUAAAUUAUAGCUAUAAUAUGAAAUUUGUCUAUAAGUAAUACCAAACCGUAAAAAAUAAAAACAAAAAAUGCAAAAAAAAAGAACAAACACAUCUAAAUUCUAAAUGCGCCAAGAAAAGAAAUGGGUUAAAACGAUAAAUAUAUAUAAAUAUACGAACUAUAUCUUAUGAGAACACGUAAAAUGUAAAACCCCACAGUGCUCGGCUGGCAGUCCAACAACUAAUAAAUUAAUCAAACACAAAACCGGAUCACUGAGAGCUGAAGCCACUUAAAACUUAAAAUAAAAUGAAUUACGUGAUAUUUCUUACAAA
This is a messenger RNA of Drosophila bipectinata, 3586 nucleotides long. RefSeq names its product discs overgrown (gene dco). Gene Ontology annotation, molecular function: ATP binding; protein serine/threonine kinase activity. Gene Ontology annotation, cellular component: cytoplasm; nucleus. Gene Ontology annotation, biological process: positive regulation of proteasomal ubiquitin-dependent protein catabolic process; positive regulation of canonical Wnt signaling pathway; signal transduction. The record is from RefSeq and is a predicted model, not a curated record. Lineage: Eukaryota; Metazoa; Arthropoda; Insecta; Diptera; Drosophilidae.